UGGCCGAGAGCGGCAGUUUCGUGAGCGACGUUCAGACGAAUGUUGCACGAAGAAGUGUGUUCGCGAGCUCGUGUGUUGGUGCGUGCCGAACUGACUCUGUUUGUUUGUUUGUGUUGUUGUGUUGUUCAUCUUAGGAUUUAAUUGCGGCGGGAUUAUGCCUAAGGAUUGAACACAACAGAUGAAGAAGUUAACCUUCAACCUAGACGAUAUGGUAGCCUUGACGCGCCGCAGUAAGUUAAAGAUGCAAUGGAGAUGAGCUGAGAAGAUGUCUCCCAGCGCUUUCGCCUGCUACCUCCUGGUGAUCGUGCUUACCCAGGCCGAGUCGGAGGUGGACUUCCGCUUCACGCAGCACCUCUACAAUGUCAGCAUCCCCGAGAACAGCGUCGCCAAGACCUACGCGACGCAAGCACCAGGUGCCGAGCGUAUGGGCAUCCACGUGCGCUCGAAUGCUCUCAGCGACGUACGAUAUAAGAUAGUGGACGGAGACAGGGACAAGUUUUUUAAGGCCGAGGACCGACUCAUCGGCGAUUUCUGUUUCUUGUUUAUUCGGACUCGAACGGGCAAUAACGAUGUGCUGAACCGCGAACGCAAAGACAAGUACGUGCUGCAAGUGCGCGCCACCGCGAUGAAGAGGGACGGCAAGCAGAAGGUGUCCUUCUCGACGGACACUACUGUGGUAGUUACCGUUCUAGAUACAAACGAUCUCAACCCUCUCUUUUAUCCCACCGAAUACAACACUACAGUUUUCGAAGACACGCCCGUACAUCAGAGUAUCCUCAAAGUGGUUGCGGAGGACGCGGAUCUGGGGAGAAACGGGGAGAUUUAUUAUAGCUUCGCCGAGGAAACGGACAAGUUCGCAAUUCACCCCAUGUCGGGGGUGAUCUCGUUGAGCAGGCCGUUGAGGUACAACGAGGGAACCUACCACGAGCUGACCGUCUUGGGCCAAGACCGCGGCGGCGUGUUCAGACAAGGCUCGGGUAUGGUGAGUAAGGCGAAGGUGCGCAUCCGCGUGAAAAAAGUGAACUUUUUCGCCCCCGAAAUCCGCAUUCGCCACCACCCUCAAAUCGUGGAAAACUCCAACGCGGACAUCUUCGCCAUCGUCAACGUUUCGGACAAAGACGGAGGUAUCCACGGCGAAAUCAAAAGUCUGGAGAUCGUGGAUGGGGACCCCGACGGGCACUUUCGCAUCCGUCCAACGAAACAAAAGGGUGAAUUCAACAUAGAGGUGCUUAAGCUAUUGGAUAGAGAGAGCACGCCGCAAGGGUACACGUUGAAACUCAGGGCUGUGGAUCGCGGAGUGCCGCCGAGAGAGAGUUACAAGUCUGUUCCCGUCCACUUGACGGACCUCAACGACAACGCGCCCGUAUUUAAUAAGGAGAUCUACGAGGUUAAGGUUCCGGAGACCGCUCCGGUCAACACUCCCCUAAUAAGACUGAAAGUUACGGACGCGGACGAAGGGAGGAACGCACAAGUGUUCCUGGAGAUCGUAGGGGGCAACGAAGGGGGGGAGUUCACCAUUAACCCCGAAACCGGGAUGCUGUACACGGCUGUUCCUUUGGACGCCGAGAGCAAACAGUUUUACAGCCUCACGGUCUCCGCAAUCGACCAGGGGAACGCGGGGACGAGGAAGCAGUCUUCCGCGAAAGUCAAGAUUUACGUGGAGGACACCAACGACAACGACCCGAUUUUUGACAAGCCGGAGGUGACGGUGUGGAUCGACGAGAACAUGCCGGCGGGUACGGCCGUGACGACGGUCCACGCGAAAGACAGGGACCGAGGGGAGAACGCGUACAUCUCGUAUUUAAUCGCAAACAUUAACAAAGUACCUUUCGAAAUAGACCACUUUUCGGGCGUUAUUAAAACGGCGGCGCUCUUGGAUUACGAGAGCAUGCGGCGCGAGUACGUGCUGAGGGUGCGGGCGUCCGAUUGGGGCCUGCCGUAUAGACGGCAGACAGAAAUGCAAUUAACUGUUAAAGUUAAAGACAUAAACGACAACAGGCCGCAGUUCGAGAAAGUCGAUUGUGUGGGUCAUAUCCCACGGUAUGUCUCUAUAGGUUCCGAAAUUAUCACAUUGUCGGCUAUUGAUUUUGACGCCGGCAACAUUAUUUAUUACAGGAUUGUGUCAGGAAAUGAAGACGGCUGCUUUAGUAUUGACGCAACGUCGGGAACUAUAACGGUCAGUUGCGAUUUGAACGACAUCAGGGUGAACGAGAGGGAGAUUAAUGUGACUGCAACGGACGGCACUCACUUUGCCGAUAUAGCACGCGUACAAAUUAAACUUGUUAAUUCGAAAAGAGGAACGCUGGCCAGCGGAAGGCUGCUGAGUGAUGAUACGGGAGCUUUCGAUUGCAAGGACACGGGGGUUGCGAGGAGACUCACAGAAGUACUCGCCGCGGCGGAGAAUAACAACAAGCCUCAAACCGAAGAAGAAUUCCCAAUGAUGCCCACACGCUACGGACAGAACUUGAAAUCACCCGAAUUCAUCGACUUCCCGGCCGAAAUUAAAGUCAACGAGUCGGUAGCCUUGGGGACGACACUCGUCAAAUUGAAAGCCCGCGACAGAGAUCUAGGCUACAACGGUAAACUCAUCUACGGGAUUUCGGGAGGCGACAAACACUCCCAAUUUUGCGUGGACAUGGACUCCGGCGAGCUGAAAGUCAUCGGUUACCUCGACCGAGAGCGCGAAUCCGAAUACUUCCUCAACAUCACCCUAUACGAUUUGGGUAAACCGCAGAAAUCCACGUCUAGAAUGCUUCCAAUCACGGUCCUCGACGUCAACGAUAACGAACCGGUGUUCGAGCGUGCCCUUGCCAGUUUCAGAGUUACCGAAAACGCCCACAACGGAACGGUGAUCUUCCGGGCGAACGCGACCGACGCAGACUCCGGGGACAACGCGAAAGUGACUUACUCUCUAGUGACGGACACGAAAGACUUCGCCGUGGAUAAAUUCACAGGUGCGCUCACCGUGGCCAGCAAUUUGGACCGGGAGCGGCGAGACCUGUACGAGCUGCGAAUUAGGGCGACCGACGGCGGCGGCAAGGGCCCGGAUAAUCCGCCUUUGUAUUCCGAAGCCCUGGUCAGAAUAUCAAUCGACGAUAUCAAUGACAACGCCCCGAAAUUCAGUUUACCCGCUUACACCGUCAAGAUACGGGAAGAUAUACCGAAAGGAAGCGUCGUUGCUGUGGUUACGGCUUCAGACCCUGACCUGGGUAGCGAUGGUGAAGUGUUGUAUUCCUUGGAGGAUAGCGAUAGCGAUGGUACAUUUAAAAUUGAUCGCUUAUCGGGGACGAUCAGGACCACAAAGCCGCUCGAUUUUGAAGAGAGGCAAGUCCACAGCUUAAUCGCGUUCGCUAUUGAUAAGGGAAAUCCGCCGUUGUCUUCGGAAGCGACGGUCACGGUGUACGUGGUAGAUGUGAACGAAAAUAUGCACGCGCCGCAGUUUAGUGAUUUGGUGUUGAACGGCACGGUGAAGGAGAACCAACCUGUGGGGACGGUCGUGAUGCAGGUGAACGCCAGCGAUGCGGACCCUCCGGGGGGCGACAGCAACAUCGAGUAUUCGAUAAGGGGCGGCGAUGGAAUCGGGAUUUUCUCCAUCGAUAAUGAAGGCAUCAUAAGAACGCUGGCUGUUUUAGACGUAGAAACCAAAACGCACUACUGGCUCACAGUUUUUGCUCAAGAUCACGGAGUGGUCCCCCUAUACUCCAGCGUCGAGGUCUAUAUAGAAGUUUUAAAUGAAAACGAUAACGUUCCGUUAAGUGAUGAAGCGGUCUACUACCCAAGUAUCCUUGAAGAUAGUCCUGCCGGUAGCUCAGUACUUCAGAUACGAGCUUCGGAUAAGGAUAAGGACCCUAAUCAGAAAAUAACAUACAGGAUUACGUCUGGAAGUCCCGAGAGGUUUUUCUCCAUAAAUUCGUCUACAGGACUCAUCACAACUACUUCGCGCAAGUUGGACCGAGAAACUCUCGACGAACACAUUUUAGAGGUUUUGAUAACCGACAACGGCACCCCUCCACUCUCAUCAACGACGUACGUCAUCGUGAAAAUCAAAGACAUCAACGACAACGCCCCCGAAUUCGAGCAGAUCUCUUACAAUGUUCAAAUACCCGCGAGCGCCGAUUUCAAUCAAGCCGUCUUUCAGAAUGACAGCCCGGAUGAUUUCGACGGCGCCGACGCCGCUACUGAUGAUGAUAUGUGGGAUUCUCAUGGUCCUGCAGAUCUUGCAGACCUCGAUCCGGUAUUCCGGGUCCUAGCUUACGACCGCGACGCCGGCGCAAAUUCCGAGAUCCGCUACAGCAUAAAAUCCGGCAAGGGAAAAUCCAAGUUCAAAAUAGACAAUUCGACCGGGAUGGUGUACGCACAAAAAGGCUUCGAGCCGGGACAAGAGUACGAACUGAAUAUAAGAGCCACUGAUGGAGGAAACGCGUCUAAAAGCAGCAUCUGCAAAGUGUCGGUUCACGUUGUUCCAGUGCCUUCAAAAUCGAAACAUGCUCCUGUUAUUACGAAGCCACCGCAGCCAGUCAAGUUGACGGAAAGCGACGAAAUCGGGUUUCUGGUUACGUUUAUCGAAGCGGCUGAUAAAGAUAACGAUACUUUGUGGUAUGACAUCGUCGGUGGCGACUCUCGAAACGACUUCUACAUAGGCCGAGAAACCGGCAGCAUCCUCCUCGCCCACAAAUUAGAUUACGAGGCUCAGAACGAGUACACCCUCAACAUCAGCGUAACCGAUUCUGUACACACUGUUUAUACGCAGUUGAAUGUAUCAGUAAUUGAUAUAAACGACCACCGACCGGAAUUCUCCGAAACCUUAUACAAAGUCGAAAUUUCCGAAGCCGUACCCGUAGAAACCGAAAUCCUACGUCUACGUGCAACAGACAAAGACGACAACACCAAACUAAUCUAUAGUCUACACUCUGCAAGAAACUUAAUCUCUUUGCAAACCUUCAAGGUCGAUUCCAUCACCGGCGUCAUCUACUUAACGGACAAUCUGGAUAGAGAAAGCUUAGACGAGCACAUUUUGACGGUGAUGGUCCGUGAUGGGGGAACCCCCGCUAAAAGAAAUUACGCGAGAGUGAAGAUUAUAGUCCAUGACCACAACGACCACGUGCCGCACUUUUCCGAGCAGAUUCUGGAGGGGAAGGUGUUCGAAUCGGCUGUGGUUGGCAGCGCCGUUCUUCGGGCCUUCGCCGUGGAUCACGACAAGGGCGAGAACGCCCGAAUCACCUAUUCCAUCAUUUCGGGUAAUUUCGGCAACGCUUUCACCAUAGAUCCAGACUUGGGGAUCAUGUCCGUGGCUCGGGAACUGGAUAUGACCACGAAUGCGGAGUACAUGUUGAGGAUAAAAGCGACAGACCACGGUCAGCCUGCUCUUUCGUCUUCGGUGCCUGCGCAUAUAAUGCUUACGAUGGCUGACAAUGCGCCUCCUAGGUUCACACAGAAAGAAGUGGCUGCGGAAAUAUAUGAAGACCAGCCGUUGGGAGCUUAUGUGGCGCAUUUGACUGUGCGGAGUACUUCUUCGUUGCAGUUUGAGAUCAUCGAUGGGAAUGUUGAUGGUGCUUUCUUGAUCAGUCCGAGUACCGGAGUUAUAACUACGCAGAAGUACUUGGACUACGAAAUGUAUAAGAUUUAUAACUUGACUGUGAUAACGACCAAUAUGGCCUCCGCUUCCGCCACAUGCAACGUCAUCAUCCACAUCCUCGACAAGAACGACAACGUCCCGCAUUUCCUCCAAGCAAAUUACUCAGGUACCAUCAGCGAAGCGGCACCCAUAAGUUCUCUCAUCCUGACCAAUAACAGCGAGCCACUCGUUAUUAAGGCCUUCGAUGCCGACUCCGAAACAAACGCUUUAUUACACUAUGACAUCAUCGACAUCCUCCCUCGACGGUACUUCCAAAUCGACUCAUCCACCGGUGCUAUCCGUACCAUCCGCCUUCUCGACCACGAGACACACAAUCGUUUCACUUUUCACGUCCAGGUGUCGGAUCGUGGUAACCCUAAACUAACAUCCGAAACCACAGCAAAAGUGGAUAUCACUGUCACCGACGUGAACGACUGCCCUCCCAAGUUCACGGAGAGCAUUUACAAUGUAACACUUCUCCUCCCCACCUACAAAAACGUGGCUGUGGUUCAAGUGAAUGCUACGGAUCCAGAUAGUCCCGAGAGUACUAAACUGAGGUUCGACAUAAUCGAAGGGAACAAAUUUGGGGUUUUCGCUAUCGAUUCGAAGAGCGGUCUCGUCACAGUACUACAACCAGACAAUAUGAAGCAUUUCUACAAACUCCACGUGCGCGUAUCCGACGGGAAGUUCUCCAGCGUGACUAAAGUCUUCAUCAGGGUGGAAGAAUCGGACAACUCUGGCCUUAUUUUUCAAAAGUCUCUCUACGAAGGGUCAAUCAUUGAAAACUCGACAAAAAUCACCACAGUGUGCGUGGUGAACGUGCUAGGAAGUGCCUUAAACGAGUACUUAGAAUUCAAAAUACUCAACCCGACUAACAUGUUCACGAUUGGACUUACGUCCGGGGUGAUCCGCACCACGGGCAUCAAGUUCGACAGGGAAGUCCAAGACAAGUACGAGCUCAUCAUUGAAGCCCGAAGCCAGCACGUGGACAAGGACAAGCCUCGAGUGGCCCACGUGAUCGUCAACGUCACCAUCCUCGACAUCAACGACAACUGCCCCAUGUUCGUCAACCUUCCCUACUACGCCGUGGUCUCCGUAGACGACGAAAAAGGCAGCACGAUUGCCAAAGUCCACGCUAUCGAUUUAGACAGCGCGGAAAAUGGCGAAGUGCGUUAUGAACUGAUCAAGGGCCAUGGGGAGCUGUUCAAGGUUCAAAGAGAAACGGGAGAUAUUGAAAUCAAGCAGAAUUUGGAAGGGCAUAAUCGCGAGUACGAACUGCUGAUUGCUGCCUACGAUAAAGGAAUCACUCCCUGCAGAACUGAUGUUACGGUUCACGUUAAAGUGAUUGAUAGGUCGAUGCCGGUUUUUAAGAAACAGUUUUAUUCGGAAGUUGUCCCGGAAAAUGUGGAGCUUCAUUCGCCGCUGUCGACUUCCAUCGAGGCCGAGUCGCCACUUUCGAGGAAACUGAUUUAUAGCAUAGUCAAGGGGAAUGAGCUCGAAGAGUUCGCACUCGACUUUAACACAGCCCCCGACAGUAACAAUGGUCCCUGUGUCAUCUCCGUCGUGGAUGAGCUCGAUUUCGAACAGCAGCCCCAGUACGAGCUGCUCAUUCGUGCAACGGACUCCGUUUCCGGCGUCUACGCAGAAGUUCCCGUAUCGAUAGUCUUACAGGACGUUAAUGAUUGCCCUCCAGAAUUCACUCAAGAGAAUUACAAUGUGUCAAUAUCAGAGGCGGCACAAUUCGGAACUCCCGUUCUCACGGUCCUCGCGAACGAUAACGACACGGGUAUCAACAAGAAAAUCAGUUACUCGAUUCAGAAUGACAGUAGCAACUCGAGCGAAUAUUUUUACAUCGAUGAAAACGAGGGUAUUAUUUAUUUAAAACAAGCACUGGACCAUGAAGACGCUAGCUCUCACCAUUUCGUCGUUGUGGCGAAGGACCUGGGCAUGCCGAGCCUGUCAAGCACCGCUCACGUCUGGCUUACAGUUCUGGACAUGAAUGACAACCCGCCAAAAUUCGAGCAGACCUCUUACUCCUGCGGCCUACUGGUGAACGCGAAUCGAGACCAAUUCGUCACAAUCGUAAAAGCGAGUGACCCCGACGACGUAGAUCAGAACAAUCUGCGUUACACCAUCGUCGCCGGCAACGAACAACAAACAUUUUCAAUGAAUCCGGAAACCGGAAUAAUCACCCUAACGAACUUGGCGAAUUUCGGAAACGAAAACACGAUGAUUCUAAACGUUUCCGUUUCUGAUGGUGUUUACACAAAUUUCGCAAGACUGAAGGUGGAAUUGUUACCGGCGAAUUUACAUCCGCCCAAGUUCGAUAAGUUCAUUGUCGAUGUGCAAGUGCCUGAAAAUCAACCCCCAGAUUUUCCGGUGACCGUCGUAAAGGCAACAGAUGAUGACUUCGGGGAGUUCGGAGCCAUAUCGUAUUCUAUUCAUUCGGAUCUAUUGAGCGAGACUUUCAAAAUUGAUAAGGUCACGGGGAAACUGAGCACUAAAGUGCGUCUAGACAGGGAGAAGCAGAAGUUGUAUGAGGUUCCGGUGAUGGCCACGGACGGUGGCGGGAGGGCCGGUUUUCUUACAGUGAGAAUCAAAGUAGCCGACGAAAACGAUAACGCGCCCUAUUUUUUGUUAAGAGAAUAUAAGACUAGCAUACAUUUUAAUCAUAGCGUCAACGUACCCUUCAUGAGAGUCAAAGCGAAAGACGCCGACGAAGGCGCGUCUGCUCAAAUUAGGUACCAAAUAUACGAAAAGAAGUCGUCGGAGGUUAUCGACGUUUUCCAAAUCGAUGCAGAAACGGGAGAUCUGUCGCUAAAAAAGGACGCAAGCUCUUGGAUUGGCGAAGUGUUCCAGUUUUUCGUCAGGGCUUCCGAUAAAGGUCCACAAGAAAGACACUCGGAUGUUCCCGUCAAUAUUUUAAUUAUGGGACCAAAAGACUUUCCGCCUGUUUUCGAAAGAAAAGACGAAAAGUAUUUCUUGGCUGAAAACUCUCCCGCCGGGACCAUUAUUACUAAAUUAAAGAUGGCGUCCAACGUGAGCGUCACCUAUCAAAUCAUUUCGGAACUAGACGAAAGACCACAGUUCGAAGUCGACUCUCAGGGUCAAAUCACCUUAGCGAAACCACUGGAUUUCGAAUCCCAGGACUCGCAUCUGAUUGGCAUCUUGGCCUUGUCUGACUCGAGUCCACCAAUGACGGCGUUGGCCGAAGUCGCUUUGAAGGUGCUGGACGAGAAUGACCACGACCCUCAAUUUGAAAGCAGCCCUUACAUCGUCUAUUUGGCGGAGAAUACUGAAGAAGGGACCAGCAUUUUAAAAGUUGUUGCCCACGACGAGGACCAGGGCGCCAACAGCGAGGUGCGCUACAGCAUCAACCAAGACUCCGGCAACAUCUUGGACAUCUUCGCCAUAGACUCGCACACCGGCUGGAUCACCACCCUCGUCAAACUAGACAAAGAAACCAAAAUAGAAUACAAAUUCUACGUGACGGCUACCGAUAACGGGACUCCGAAGCAUUCGGCACGCACGACAGUCAUCGUGCGAUUGAAAGAUUACAACGACAGUCCUACCACUUUCAAGAAGCGUUUCUACGAGAGCGCCGUCAACGAAGACGCUCUUCCUGGCACCGUCAUUCUAACUUUAGACACAAUCGAUGCGGAUACCGAUUUGACGACACCGGUGGAUUUUUAUAUCAUAUCUGGGGAUCCAAGUUCGCAAUUCCAAAUCCGGCAAACUGGAGAAAUUUACGUUGCUAAGCCCCUGGAUCGGGAGAACGUGCCGCAUUACGAUCUUCAGGUGUUAGUUACGGAUGGCAUGUUUACUGACGUCACUAAUGUCUCUAUUGCCAUACUGGACGCAAACGAUAAUCCUCCGUAUUGUCUUAAAUACCGCUACCGCCAAGUCCUGUCCGAAGGCAUCACUCCGGGAUCCUUCGUCUUGUCGGUCCUUGCGACGGACAUCGACGGCCCCGAGCACUCGAAGCUGCGUUACAUACUAUCAGGCGACGGCAUGGACAAUUUCCUGUUAGACAAAGACAGCGGCCAUCUUAAAACCGUUACAUAUUUGGAUAGAGAGAAACAAUCCAAAUACACCCUAACGGCGCACGUUCACGACAAAGAAAAACCGAAUUGGAAGUGUUCUUCUCAAAUCGAAUUAAUCAUAUCGGACUUAAACGACAACGCUCCUUUGUUUUCUCUACCUUACUAUUCGGUUUCGCUUCCUGAGGACGUUGAAGUGGGGACUUUAGUAACGAAAAUCCACGCAACGGAUGCCGAUAUUGGUAUCAAUAGAAAAAUUAAGUACGCAUUCAUUGAUUCGUUUAACAACCACUUCAAGAUGGCGUCCGAUAGCGGAAUAGUCACUUUGGCUAAACCUCUGGAUCGAGAAAUAAGGGCUGUUUAUAACCUAACAAUCCAAGCAGUCGAUCAGGGAACGCCGCAAUUGUCUAGCGUAAGCACUCUGAUAGUAAACGUCCAAGACAUCAAUGAUAAUCCUCCGGAAUUUGCCAACAAAUAUUACUUUGCCGUUGUUCCGGAAAUUGAUGCUGUCGGUACGGAAGUUGUUAAGGUUCUUGCUACGAGCAAAGACACGGGGGUUAACGCAGAUGUGUACUAUUCGAUUAUUGGAGGAAAUGAACACAAGAAGUUUGCGAUUAAUAAUAAGACGGGUGUCAUAUCGAUCGCCGAAAUGUUGGAUUACGAGAGGGCGAAAGACUACUUUCUUACUAUACAGGCGGUGGAUGGGGGAACCCCACCUUUGAGUAAUUCAGCUACGGUGAAUAUUACAGUCACGGAUUGUAACGAUAACGCGCCAGUGUUCAGUCAGUUGUCCUAUAGUUCGAGAAUUAGGGAGGAUGCCCAAAUCGGCGAUAAGAUUCUGCAGGUGAUCGCCACGGACUUGGACAGUGACAAAAACGGCCAAGUGACUUACUCCAUCAUCAGAGGAGACAAUCGUGAACAGUUCGAAAUAGAUCCAGACACAGGGUACAUAUCAGUAGCUGACGAAUUAGACCGCGAAACCACAUCUAGCUACGUUCUCGAAAUCCUGGCCAAAGACAAUGGAGUGCCGGUGCUUUCUAGACAAACUUUAGUUAAUAUAGAAAUUACGGACGCAAACGACAAUCCUCCAUUAUUCUCUCAAAGUAACUACACCACCGUCAUUCAAGAGGAUAAACCAAUCGGUUAUCCCAUCAUCAAAUUUACAGUUACUGACGCCGACACUCUCCCCAAUACGAUUCCCUACACCUUUGACUUCAGGAGUGGAAACGACGGCAACAGUUUUAGGUUAGAAGAGGACGGGAUUCUGCGAACGGCGACCAAAUUCAACCACAAAAUUAAAGAUAAUUACCUACUUCAAAUCAGGGUGUUUGACAACGGGAUCCCGCCCCUCUACUCUGACUCCUGGGUUGUGGUCAAAGUCAUAGAAGAAUCACAGUAUCCACCGAUAAUCACGCCGUUAGAAAUCAACAUCAAUUCGUACCUAGACGAAUACCCUGGCGGUAUCAUUGGAAAAGUGUACGCAAACGACCAAGAUCAGUAUGACACUCUGACUUUCUCUUUAACACCGACUCUAGAAAUGUCGUAUCCGUAUCAUACGCACGAACUGUUUCAAAUUAACCGUACUGACGGUACUUUGACAGCUUUGCCGCGUCUGGAUGCCGGUGACUACCGACUGAACGUUUCCGUGACCGACGGUAAAUUCCACGCACACUCGAUUAUUAAAAUCAACAUUGAAGUGAUCAAUGAGGACAUGUUGGAUCAUGCUGUUGCUAUAAGAUUCCGACAAGUGAGUCCAGAGGUGUUUGUUUUGAGUCAUAGAAAAGGCUUUGUCAGAGCUGUGAGAAAUGCCAUGAACUGUCGUUUGAAAGAUGUGGUAAUCGUAAGUGUCCAACCAUCCAAUGACGACGACCUUCCGUUACGAUCAAAACGCUACAUCGUUAGUAAAGACCUGGAUGUUCUAUUCACCGUGCGACGACCCGAUGAAGGUUUCUAUUCGUCUGAUUCCAUCAGGAAAGCACUUAACGACAAUCUAGAAGAACUGGAAGAGAGUACGAAACUAGUGGUUGAAGAAAUCAUUAGGUUUAAGUGUAGCAAUAGUUAUUGUGUCUUUGGUACUUGCCAGGACCAUUACGUAUUGGAACCCACACGUAUAGAGCCGGUGGCGACCGACGUCACUAGUUUUGUGUCGCCGCGACAUCGCCAGAAGUUAGAAUGUGAAUGCAAAGAAGGAUAUGGAGGAGAAAAAUGUGAUACUAUUGUUAAUGAGUGUGCCAGAGAACCUUGUCCUCCAUACAAGAACUGCAUACCUGAUGCUUCUACGGCUGGGUAUUCAUGUCAGUGUCCUGAAGGUUUCGCUGGUGCCAUGUGUGAUGUUGAUAUUUCUAAGUGCCAUGAUCAGAACUGCUACAUUGCCAGAAACCCGAUCUCGUUCAGUGGGAAAAGUUAUUCGCAGUACCGCAUCAUCAACAAGAAGUCAAUCGAAGAUCAGCUCAGUUUGAGUUUGAGGAUUAGAACGGUACAGCCUACUGGAAAUUUGAUGUAUGCGGCUGGGAAGGUCGAUUAUAAUAUUUUGGAGAUAGUAAACGGCGCGGUACAGUACCGGUUUGAACUGGGUAGCGGCGAGGGUAUAGUCAGGGAGUCUUCAGUGUACGUUUCCGACGGCAGAUGGCACGAAGUCAAACUCGAGAGAGAUAGAAAUAGUGCCAAAAUCACCAUUGAUGGUACCCACACAGCCCAAGGUUCAGCUCCUGGUAUAAGCGACAUUCUCAAUCUUCAAAGUGACGAGAUGUACCUCGGAGCGGAAGUCCAUCAGCAUCCCUCGAUUCUAGGUUUUGAAGAUAUCCAAAGAGGCUUCUCAGGUUGCAUGGACGACAUUAGGAUAUCUCGAAUGUCUGUUCCUUUGCACAAAUCCGGAGACAACUCCGUAGCAGUCCUUAAACGAUUUGCCAAUGUAGAAUUUAGCUGUGAUACUAACAACGUUUUAAUCCCCCCGGGUCCAUGCGGAUCGCAGCCUUGCAUGAACGGGGGAACUUGCCAUGAAACAAAUACAGGGUACGAAUGCAGUUGCCACACGAGGUUCACGGGGACCCUCUGCGAGCUCGACAUGGACCCUUGCGCCUCCGCGCCCUGCCUCUACGGCGGCAAAUGCAUCUCCAACGUUCCGGGCGACUACACCUGCGAAUGUAUGUUCCGACUCUCAGGAAAGCGCUGCGAAUACGGCCACUAUUGCGCUCCCAACCCUUGCAAACACGGCGGCGUGUGCGAGGAGGGCGACGACCGCCCCUUGUGCAAGUGCCGCUCGUUCUUCGGCGAGUUCUGCGAGUACGACGUCAACGAAUGCGAGUCGUCGCCGUGCCAGAACGGAGGAACUUGCUUCAACGAGGUCGGCUCUUUCCGCUGCGUCUGCCCCCAGAACACCUCGGGGCCAUACUGUGGCAACCUCAUCUACAACAGUUCCAUCACUUCCUCCAUUUACAACAUCACUUGGGAGGAGCUCGUGGCUAUCGGAAUCGGGAUACUUGUGAUCCUUUUGUUGGUGAUUCUGUUCGUGGUGUGCAGGAGAUGUUACACGAAGCGCCAAAGGAGGAGGAGAAACGUCAAUAACGAGAAUAUCAAGGAUCAUAUUGUUUUGAACUCGACGAGGCCUCACGAGAUGAGCGAGUUUAAGAGAGGCUCCAAACUGAGUAAUUUGGAGGUGAAUCAGAGGGAAAUUCCGGUUUGCCCGCCGAGGCCUGUUUCGUAUACGGCUUCGGGUCAGAAUGAUUCUUUGUAUAAUUGCAAUAACACGAUGAUGUUGAAUAAUUUGGAUACGUUGAGGAGUUACGGGUCGGCGGGAGACGAGUUGGAGAAUGUUCCGCCGGAUUAUGUGAGAAAUUUGAAUAGGAAUACGGGCCAGAAUUGUGUAGGGAAUCAUUGUGAUUCGGAAAAGACGACAUGGGCGGAGCAGAUGCAUCUAGCGUCUUCCUUAAACGACAAACCGAAAGUGAGAAAUGAAUUCAAAAUAUCAAGUCCAGUUAAUUGUGAUGUUCCAAACAGACUGUAUGGAGGGCGAAGUAAUACUAUGAACUUUGUCAAGUCGAAUGGCUCAGUGUGUCCCGAAGAGGACCAACGUUCUGUAGGAAGUUAUCAUUGGGACUGCUCAGAUUGGGCAAGACAUAGCCAAACACUGCCUAACAUAACGGAGGUACCAGGCAGUGAAAUACCUGAUUCCUCCAGCUUUCAUAGUAAUGAGAGUAACGAAUCUCGUUGUCACCAUCUUCCUCCGGUGCUGGGCCCACUUGACCCACAUCGAGACAUUGAGACUCUGAACGAGGAUGCAGAGUCGGAAUUCAUGGCUGAUAGUGAAUACGAUGUGCAUCGGGCUAGCCCCAGUCUCAAUGCUCUCGAUAGUGGAAAUGAAGAAUUUCGAUUUACCACAGCGGAUAGCUAUAUACGUCAUCCCAACUCAUACCUUCCUAGCCAUGGGUACAAUAUUCCUAGCGAAUCAGAAGCCGAGUGUUUACAAAGUCCCGGUGCUGAAUCUGACGAAGUCGAACCGUAUGGAUUUCCUAGCAACCGCAAUCGAAGGAAAAACUGUGAUGAUGAUAUUGGUUCUGUGAUUACAACUCUAGAAGAGCGCAACUCCCUUCUAGGCGGCUACGGUAGCAACAGCGACCUCUCUACGAACCUGUGCGAAAUAGAAGACUCCGAAUGCGAAGCCGAACACAAGCCCUUGAAUUACAUGGGCGGUGUGCAACAGACUUCGGUUUGACAGAAAGCCAAGCCGGGUCUUGUCAAGACUCGUUUUCCUGGAUAACUUAGUAUUACUGAUGUACCUAUGAAUUCCCGUGUAGCUUAACGAUGACUUAUAUGGCUUAACUAGUGUAAAACUCGUGUAAUCUUGUACAGAUCGAUUAUUAUUUUCGUUUGGACUUUUCGUCAUUCUGAAUAGGAAUUGAGGAAGGUUGUUCGACUAAUUUUAUCAUAGCGUUUGCAUAUCAAAUGUUGUUUUACGACUUAAGAAUUUUGUACAUACAGAAAAAAUAUUUUUUAUAACAUUGGUUGAUUAUCGAUAAUUUCAACCGAGAAAUCGAAUAGUUUGAAAUUCGUGACAUGUUGGAGUUGUUGAGCGACUAACACAUAAGAUUCGGGAUUUUUAUUUUUGUGUUUAUUUUGUGCGAUCUCGGACUGUUGUGUUGAGGUAGCGUCCUGGAUUUUAUCUGUUGGUGAAGACAACUUACAAUCGACUAUUACAAUCGUGUAAUUUGAAUUACUUUGUAAAUGGAUAGUUUAAUUUUUAUUUUAAGGUAGGAAAUAAAACGUGCCUAAUAUAGGGAGCUGAUUACAUGAAAAAUGGCAGCUCUAUUUGAAUUCACUAUUUAGACAUAGUUUUUAUUUAAUAUAAUGUUAAAAAAUUUGGAUAUGACAUGAUAGUUGUAUUUAUUACGUUCAGACAAAUUUUAUACAUUGUGUACUGCAUGUGAUAUAAUGUUUAAUUUAGGUUAUGUGUACCAUUUUACUUUAAAUUAAUUUGCUAUAUGGUUUACAUAGGAAAUUGAAAUUUGUACCAUGAAAACUAAUUUUAUUACAUUAUGAAAUAGAUUAUGUAAUUUUUUUAAUAAAAUUUGAUAAAUGAUA
This is a messenger RNA of Zophobas morio, 15231 nucleotides long. It is a transcript of the gene kug, whose product is annotated as kugelei. Bases 266 to 14365 code for a protein of 4699 amino acids. The record is from RefSeq and is a predicted model, not a curated record. Gene Ontology annotation, molecular function: calcium ion binding. The transcript has 30 exons. Gene Ontology annotation, biological process: homophilic cell-cell adhesion. Gene Ontology annotation, cellular component: plasma membrane. Lineage: Eukaryota; Metazoa; Arthropoda; Insecta; Coleoptera; Tenebrionidae.